Dicrocoelium dendriticum is the source of this 1284-nucleotide messenger RNA. Lineage: Eukaryota; Metazoa; Platyhelminthes; Trematoda; Plagiorchiida; Dicrocoeliidae. The record is from the annotation of a GenBank genome assembly.
GUGCUUUCCUAAUGUUUUAGCUGUUCGUUGAGUUGGAAGCCCACUGGAUGUGAACUGAUUUAGUGUCGAGGGACCCACAUUUUCAUAUGGUAGAGUCUGCACUGCAUACCGACGCGUUGGUUCCGAAUGGAGUUUUAACUCAAAAGCAACUGACCUUCGCGAGCGGAACAUUUAACCCAAGCGAAGGUGUACGCGGUGAAAGAUGCAAACUCAAAUCCGCGCUGAAAAGACGAAGACAAUCGGCCGAAUGGGACAGAUACUCUCUCUUGGAUCGAUCCAGCUGGUUCAAGUCGCAAAUGUCUUGUGCCCCACCUGUGACAAGGUAUUCACCUAACUGGUCUAUACUUUCAUCUAUGAAAUACCAUCCGGUGAAACAGACGUCUAGUUUCAAAAAUACUGGCCGUCGCUCGGAUGUGUACUCAUCCUACGGAACGGGACGAUUGCUGCUGCCGGGCGCAUAUAAUUUGCAAGAAUGGGAAGAAAAAAGAAACCCGUGCUUGCGCACAUUUUCAUUCAAGAAUAGACCUAGAAUUUUCGAAGAUAUGUAUUUUGGAUUGGCGGAUAAGACUCUGAAAACCGCUCCUGGUUUGUACAACCCACAUUCGCUUGGUUCAGACGAUCGAAGUGGAGUUCAUCACGCUGUGUUCAAAUCGAAAUCUCUACGUUUAUUUACCCGGAUGACCGCGACCAAAAGUCCUGCCCCAAAUACAUACAGACCUAUGAGCACUAUGUCUAUCCGGAAAAUAUCCUCACCCUUCUGCUCUACCGUACCCAGGUUCCCCCGUUCGAAAUCGGUCGUACCUGGCCCCGGUUCAUACGAUCCUCCGACUCAUGUCUUCAUAUGAACAAGGCUGUCACUUGCUCAUCCAUCCAACGACAAACCGUUUUGAUGUGUAAUCGGCAAAAGAACAUUAGAUUCGGUCUGCUUAACCGGAAAUCGGAAACCAGCCACACUUGUACCCGUUGAAAUAUAACCCCUGAUUCUGUGUUUUUAUCCAGUUUAUCCAAGCAUUCUGCAUUACUCCCUGUCGGUCAGCCAUUUGAGUAAAGCGAAUGGUGUUGGAAGUGUUUUCUGUGCUACUCGAUCUCAAUACGGGUGUGUAGUAAGCAAAUACUCUCGAAAAUGUUCCCACGUCUGAUGUGGCCUCAGCCGUUGGAAUCAGAGGGUCCACUUUCAAGGCAACGUAUCACCAAAGCUGUGAUUGUAUGGUGCGGUCCAAACACACUGCGUGUAAUCAAAGAUGUAACGAUGAACCUGUCACCUAAUCGUCACUUAAAAAGUCC